CUUUUCCUUCGUUUCCUCGGCAAAGAAACGGAGCGUCGAGUAUGUAAAACCUCUGCGGCUGCUCUCUGAACUUGGUUCGUCACCCGCGGCCCGUCAGUUUUAUCAAAAUUCUUACACAAAAUCUGAAACCUUGGAAGCAGAAACGAACGCCGACUCUGUGAAUCCUUCUAGGAAUGAGUUACAGAAGGGAGCACCGUGCUUCCAGAGCAUCUCUAUUUGAUGGUUUUGAUGGCCUUGAGGAAGGUGGUCUUAGGGUGCCCUCAUCACACUCCCAUGGAACUGACGAUCAUGACAAUGAGAACGCUGUAGACAGUCUGCAAGAUAGGGUUAUAUUUCUUAAGAAAUUAACAGGGGAUAUACAUGAGGAGGUGGAGAGUCAUAAUCGUUUGCUUGACCGAAUGGGUAACGACAUGGAUUCAUCAAGGGGCAUAAUGUCAGGAACCAUGGAUCGGUUCAAAAUGGUAUUUGAGAAGAAAUCAAACAGGAGAACAUGUACUCUUGUUGCAUGCUUCGUGGUUUUCUUCUUAGUUAUAUUUUAUCUCAUGAGGGUCCUCAGAUAUUUCAUGCUUGGCUGAAGUCUAUUUCUAAGAAUCCAUUUUGCUCCUUGGUCGACAGAUGCUGCGAAGUACAAAACAUGUGCAUCACCGUGUAUUAAUCCUUUUUUCUUUCUGACAAGAAACAGAUAUGGGAGAUUGAGUCGUGGUUUCUCUGCAGUUCUGCCACAAGAUUGACAGAGGUUCUAUGUUAGCUCCAAUGGCCAGUGGCUGAAGGUGUAGGCAGCCUGCCUCCCACGGAUUGAGUUUUGAAGCUGUGCGUUGAAUCUAAACACAAUAUAUUUUUUUAAUAGAAUUUAUUGUGUUUCUAAUUA
Molecule: messenger RNA, 868 nt
Organism: Juglans regia (Persian walnut)
Lineage: Eukaryota; Viridiplantae; Streptophyta; Magnoliopsida; Fagales; Juglandaceae
Product: bet1-like SNARE 1-2
Exons: 6
Coding region: 174-575 (133 amino acids)
Source: RefSeq, a predicted model, not a curated record